This is a messenger RNA of Diorhabda sublineata, 1899 nucleotides long. RefSeq names its product rab proteins geranylgeranyltransferase component A 1 (gene Rep). Gene Ontology annotation, biological process: small GTPase-mediated signal transduction; intracellular protein transport; protein geranylgeranylation. Lineage: Eukaryota; Metazoa; Arthropoda; Insecta; Coleoptera; Chrysomelidae. Gene Ontology annotation, cellular component: cytosol; Rab-protein geranylgeranyltransferase complex; cytoplasm. Bases 1 to 1581 code for a protein of 526 amino acids. Gene Ontology annotation, molecular function: GDP-dissociation inhibitor activity. The transcript has a single exon. The record is from RefSeq and is a predicted model, not a curated record.
AUGACAAUGGAAUAUGAAUUUCCAGCAAAAUUUGAUAUCAUUAUAGUUGGUACAGGAAUAGUGGAAUCAAUAUUGUCUGCAGCAGCAAGUCGAAUUGGAAAACAAGUACUUCAUAUCGAUGAAAAUGAAUAUUAUGGAGGCCAAUGGUCCUCUUUUAAUUUGGAAGCGAUAUUGAAACUCAAGGAUAAUACUACAUUGGAAAAAGAUAACAGCUGUAUUUCAGAAGAAUCGAAUUUAUAUCAUUUUGGAAACAAUAUAUAUGAUAUAAAAGAUAUAGAGUAUAAAUUUCAUGUGCUAUCAAAUGUUACUAAUGAAGAUGUAAUUGACGAAGGAAAAGAAGUUGAAAAUAAUCCAUCGGAUGAAAUAUGGUCAGAAGACAGUCUAUUGAAAGUAUCUCGAAAAUUCAACAUUGAUUUAGUGCCAAAACUUCAAUAUGCAAGAGGAGACUUUGUUGAAUUAUUAAUAUCUUCAAAUAUAGCCCGUUAUUCCGAAUAUAGAAGUGUUAGCCGGAUACUUACAUGGUAUAAUAAUAAUUUAGAAUUCCUACCGUGUUCCCGAUCCGAUGUUUUUGCUAAUACCAAAGUAUCUGUAGUAGAAAAAAGAAUUUUAAUGAAGUUAUUUACUUCUGUAAACUCCGAAGAAACUGAAAACUAUGAAAAUAAAACCUUCAAACAAUUUUUAACAGAUAAGAAGUUGACUCCAAAUCUAAUUCAUUAUGUCUUAUAUGGUAUAUCAAUGAGUUCAGAGGAUACUCCAUGUGAAAAAGGUAUCCAAAGGGUGAAAAGAUUUUUAAAUAGUUUAGGAAGAUUUGGAAAAAUGCCAUUUUUAUUUUCCAUGUACGGCAGUGGUGAGAUACCUCAAGCAUUUUGUAGACUUAGUGCUGUUUUUGGUGGUGUUUUUGCUUUAGCACAAUCCCUACAAGGUUUUAACGUAUCAGAAAAUAAAUUUAAAUCAAUUAAAAUAAGAGAUAAAAAGAUAGAAGCUGAGAAUUUGGUGAUGGGAAUUAAAAAUGUACCUAAACAAUUUCUUAGAUCAAACAAAAUUGAGUAUAUUUCUAGAUGUGUAUUAAUAACCCAACAAUCUAUUUUGAAAAGUGAAAAAGAACAUUUAACAUUAAUGUUUUAUCCACCAGAAAAUGGAAAACCAUUUGUAACUUUGAUAGAAUUAGGAAGUCUUACUGGUACAUGCCCAAAAAAUUUGUUCCUUGUUCAUUUAAUAGCAAAACAAGUUAAUUCCCCAAAAGAAGAUUUUUCUACUCUUAUAGAAAAUUUAUUUACACAAAAUCGUGAAAAUUUAUCAGAAAAAGAGAACAAAAAACCGUUAAUAUUGUGGUCAAUGUAUUUUUCUAUUCCAAAUUCUAAUAAUGUGGAAUUAGUUGAAGGUCUUCCUGGGAACAGUUUUGUUUGUCCUGGGCCAGAUACAGAUCUCGAUUAUGAUUUUUCUGUACAUGUGGCUAAGAAAAUGUUUGAAGAAAUAUAUCCUGAAGCGGAUUUUCUUCCUAGAGCACCAGACCCAGAGGAAAUAGUCAUAGGAGAUUAUGACAAUGAGGAAACUAGUGAAACUGAGCACAAAGUAGAUUAGAAGUAGUAAAAGAAAUAUCGUUCAGCUUCUUUGACAACUUUUCGUCUAACAUAAAAAAGUGUUUAUCCAUUUCUCAUAAUUUAUAUUUUCUAAACUGAACUUUGUUUUUGUGGUCUUAAUAAUUUAUUACUGUGAUAAUAUGCACCAAUUAUGGAAACUGUAUUCUAUAAAAAAGUUUUCAAAUCGACAUAUUUUUUGGUAUUUAAACUUUCUAUUUUUGCCCUUAGCAACCAAAUUUAUUAGUAUUAAAUUUUAUUUAUAAUUUUUCAGUUUGUUAAAACUUAAUAUUCAAUAAAUGUUUACCAAUUUUUGGCGAAA